UAUCUAUGAGAGACGACAUAAAUCCUUUUCUUUCCCCUGUGCCUACCUCGUAUUCCAGCUACAAACAUCCUACCAGACACAUACUUGGAGCAUCGCCUUCUCUUGCCUCUUAAAUCAACUCUCCUCCUACUUCCUUGUUUCCACCAUCGCGACAAUGGGUAUCGGUGGUGCUGUUUUGAAGUUUGGCUCUACAGCGCUGUAUGCGCUUGAGUUCUGUUGUGCUGCGGUUAUCCUCGGUAUUUACAGUUACUUCCUCGCUGUACAGGCGGAUCGCGAUGUCAACAUUCCGGUUUGGCAACAGGCUGUCACUGGUCUUGCUGGCGCGACUGUUUUGUACACAAUCUUUGCUGUCUUGUUGACUUGCUGCCUUGGCGGAAAGAAAAUCUUUGCUUUCCUCGGCAUACUACUCGACAUCCUUUGCUGCGGUGCCAUGAUCGCCGUCGCCGUCCUGACCCGUGACGGCGCAUCCAGCUGCUCUGGCAAUGUCAACACACCUCUCGGCGACGGACCCGCCAGCUCCAAGGAGGGCUUCGGCUCCAACGGCCAAGGCAACCAGAUCACCUACGCCGCCUCUCUCGGCACGACCUGCAAGCUCAACACCGCCUGCUUCGCCGUCGCCAUCAUCGGCGCUUUCCUCUUCCUGCUCAGCGCUCUCGUCCAGGUCUUCCUUAUGCGCCACCACAAGAAGGAGAAGGCCUUUGGUCCUGGUCCUAACAACGGCUACACCAAGGGUUCCGGCAUGAAGUUCUGGCAGCGCCGCAAGGCCAACCGCACCAUGGGACACCGUGAUCCCGAAGUCGGUACCAUCCCUGCUACCACUGCUGGCGGUCUUGCUGCCCCUACCGCGGCCCACGACUACCGUCCCAGCCACGACACUGCAUACACUGGCUCCACCGUCGCUGCUCCUCACUCUGGUUUCGCUACCGACAAGCCUGUUACUGGUGGAUACCACACCGCCCCCCACGUCGCUCCUACUGCCAACUACGCCAACACUGGCAACACUGCUACUUACGGCCAAGCCACCAACUACUAGACGCAAUCAUCCCAUAUCACCUAGGAGACUGAGAUUGGCGAUGCUCUAGAUUGUGCCU
Molecule: messenger RNA, 1091 nt
Organism: Alternaria alternata
Lineage: Eukaryota; Fungi; Ascomycota; Dothideomycetes; Pleosporales; Pleosporaceae
Exons: 2
Coding region: 155-1033 (292 amino acids)
Source: RefSeq, a predicted model, not a curated record